AUGGUGUUCAGAUACGUACUCCUCACAGUGACUGGUGCUGUGGUGGCGUUUUGGGCACCGAUUGCUGGCGGGUACCAGCCGACGUGGGAAUCCCUCGACACGCGUCCUCUGCCCGAAUGGUAUGACAAUGCCAAGCUUGGCAUUCUCAUCCACUGGGGGCUGUUCUCCGUUCCGUCGUUUGGUUCAGAGCGGUUCUGGAAGGAUUGGAAAGAAGGCCACCCUAAAUUCAUUCGCUUCAUGAUGGAGAAUUACCCUCCGAGCUUCAAGUACCAAGAUUUCGCGCCCCAAUUCAAGGCCGAGUUUUACGACCCAGAAGAGUGGACGGACAUUUUCGAGGCUUCGGGAGCUCGUUACGUCAUCCUCACGAGCAAGCACUUCGAAGGAUACUCUAUGUGGCCCUCUCCGCACUCGUGGAACUGGAACAGCAAGGACGUUGGUCCUAAUAAGGAUCUAGUUGGAGUUCUUCAGCCACAUAAAUGGGAGAGAGGAACAUCGCUUGACAGGCAUUCGUGGGGCUACAGACGAGAAGCCCAGCUGAAAGAUUACCUGUCCAUCACCGAACUCAUCUCUCAGAUGGCCGAGACUAUCAGCUGCGGAGGCAACUUCCUGAUUAACAUCGGCCCAUCAGCGGACGGUCGUAUUCCACCCAUCAUGGAAGAACGACUGAGGCAAAUGGGAGCGUGGAUAGAAGUCAAUGGCGAUGCAGUUUAUGCUUCACGUCCUUGGACAUAUCAGAACGACACCGUUACUCCGGGAGUUUGGUACACGAGGGACAAGGACAUUGACCUCACUUAUGCCAUCGUUUUGAACUGGCCGACCGACUGCCAGCUGUUCUUGGGAGCUGUCAAGGCAUCAAAGGUCACCAAGAUCUUCCUGCUGGGGUAUGGCACGCCAGAGGGGAAAUUACAGAGACUGAAGUUCGAGACAGGAGCACAUGGCAUAACAGUCACUUUCCCAGACAUGUCAGACGUCAAAAGCAAAUGGGCUUGGGUUCUCGUUUUGUCCGGAAUCAGCCCUGCAUUGCAUAGUUGAGCAAUGCCUGCUGCACCCUCCAGGUUUUAAUGGAAAGUGUCGGCCCCAAAUGGAAAUUGAGACGCGGUGACCUGCAGCUUUGAGGAGAGAAAUGUCAAAUCAGCAUUUUGACUAGAGCUGCAUCUCAGGAACCUUGAGCGUUAUUUAUUGAAGGGAAACAGCUGCAUGAUCAUUUUAAGUGAAAGACAUCAGUGGAUAACCGAGAUCCCUCCUUUCCAGUGCAUCUUCCACAGCAUCGAUGCAUCUCAUCUUUGAUUUUGAUAAUAAUGUUAUGACUACAUAAUUCUGACAGUGUAUUCUAUCACCCUUACCAUUAUACGUUGUACCUUUAUUCUACUCACCCAUUCUUUUGACAAACUUUUCCCUGGUGAAUUACUCACUUCACUCACUCACAGUGUUAUUCACUUACUGCAGCAUCUCGUCCGUGAUCCCAGGAACUAACUACUCGUUUCUCUCCUUUCUUGAACCUCUUAGUUACCAACGUGACAUCAUCAAUAGUCAUUCUAUUAGCCAUUUCCACUCUUGUGUCAUUAACUUUCUCAUCUCAUAUAUACAUACAUA
Macrobrachium nipponense is the source of this 1593-nucleotide messenger RNA. RefSeq names its product alpha-L-fucosidase-like. The record is from RefSeq and is a predicted model, not a curated record. Bases 1 to 1032 code for a protein of 343 amino acids. Gene Ontology annotation, molecular function: alpha-L-fucosidase activity. Gene Ontology annotation, cellular component: lysosome. The transcript has 7 exons. NCBI's taxonomy places the organism in Eukaryota, Metazoa, Arthropoda, Malacostraca, Decapoda, Palaemonidae. Gene Ontology annotation, biological process: glycoside catabolic process; fucose metabolic process.